This is a messenger RNA of Mytilus trossulus (common blue mussel), 1154 nucleotides long. RefSeq lists its product as uncharacterized. The record is from RefSeq and is a predicted model, not a curated record. NCBI's taxonomy places the organism in Eukaryota, Metazoa, Mollusca, Bivalvia, Mytilida, Mytilidae.
UCACAUCCGCAAUUAUAUAUUCACUGUAUAGUCUAUAUGAUUGGAUUUUUAGACAUCCGUAUUUUCCGGAAAUAAUCUGGACUUCUCCGUAUUUUCACUAGUGCUUACUUUCUCUUCCUCACCGGUCUAUUGCAAAUGGAUGCCACGACAAAACUGCUCCUGUGGAUAUUGUGACAAAUCACCGUCAAUUUACCAAACAUUACACACUCUGUAAAACUCCUGUAUCAUUUCUGGUGGAAUUAUAAUCUACAAGCUUCACACACAAGUUGUUAUUCUUUAUAAUUUGCCGAGAUUGCGAUACAAUCCCAUGGUUAUACUAGCUGAGUCAGGCUCAGCAUAGUAAAUUGAUGACAACCUGUCUUUACAUAUCCAGACAAGGAACGACAACGUAGCAACUUACAUACCUUUACACUGACAGUGGACUACAUAUCUUGUGUAUACUCGACAGCAACCUAACAACGUUGAGUCAACAUGGAUCCCAGUCAUGAGGAACAACAAGAAGAGAUACAGACCCCAGAGGGAAAGGUUCCAGAUUUAGAACUAUUACAAAAUCCAUCUAAUACAAUCCAGGCAGAUGAAAAUCCCGAGGCAAGGCGAGUUCGUGACCUCACGGAAAAAGGACAAGGAGCUUUCACCGAAAAACGGGACAAGUUCUGUCAGGAACUAGAGGCUCUCUGGGCAGACAUUGAAUCCCAGUUAUUGGAAGUAACAGCGCCCCCUAACGAUCUCCAGCAACUCCUAACAGUCCAGGACAAACUUGUUAAAGCCUGCAAUAAUUAUCGUAGGCUCACAGAUGAAUACCUAGAAUUUCUGAAAAGGACCAGAACAUUGGAGAGUCAAAAAGAAAUUGAUGCAUGUAAACUCUCUUUGGAUUUACGUCUGUCCAAAGUGGAACUUGUUAUGGAAAAACUACACGAGCAUCGCCUCGCCCUAACAAAGGCCAAAUCCACUAAAACAAAGACCUCAAAAGGUAAGAAAACCUCACGCAGUGGUAGCUCUAACGUGUCAGACAUGUCAAGCCUAGCACGGAGAAAGCGUGCCAAGGCAGAGGCUGCCAAGUCUAAAAUAGCCUUUGUAGAAAAACAUGCCAUUAUCCUACAACAGGAAGCAAUGUUAGAGGAACAAGCCCUGUUCAGACAAAUUGAAAUGGAACA